Messenger RNA from Echinops telfairi (small Madagascar hedgehog), 3270 nucleotides. It is a transcript of the gene HAPLN4, whose product is annotated as hyaluronan and proteoglycan link protein 4. Gene Ontology annotation, molecular function: hyaluronic acid binding. Gene Ontology annotation, biological process: cell adhesion. The record is from RefSeq and is a predicted model, not a curated record. The coding region runs from base 1 to 1215 and encodes 404 amino acids. NCBI's taxonomy places the organism in Eukaryota, Metazoa, Chordata, Mammalia, Afrosoricida, Tenrecidae. The transcript is spliced from 7 exons.
AUGAACAUUGGGAGCUGGAGGCAGACACCGGGAUUGCACUGCCCGCAGAGACCUGCCCAGUUCUUCCUGGGAGUUUGCAGAGCGCUGUCUGGCGGCGCUGGGGGCGCCUCGGCCGGGGCGUGCGGGCAGGAUGGUCCCCGUCGCGAGGCAGGGAGGCCCACAGGCGGGCCAACCUGCGCACCCACCUCCCAGGUGUGUGCCCGGGUGGCCCGUGGGCCCUGCGUGCUCUGGGCUGCGACGUGGGGGCUCCUGCUGCUCGCAGUCCCCAAGGAGGCGCAACGCGGCCGGAAGAAAGUCGUGCACGUGCUGGAGGGCGAGUCAGGCUCAGUGGUGGUGCAGACCGCACCCGGGCAGGUGGUCAGCCACCUGCAGGGUGACGGGCCUGGGGAUGCCUCGCUUGUCCUCCGCAACGUUACGCUGCAGGACUACGGACGCUAUGAGUGCGAGGUCACCAAUGAGCUGGAGGAUGACACCGGCAUGGUCAAGCUGGACCUGGAAGGCGUGGUCUUCCCCUACCACCCCCGUGGGGGCCGCUACAAAUUGACCUUCGUUGAGGCUCAGCGUGCGUGCGCCGAGCAGGAUGGCAUUCUGGCCUCGGCGGAGCAGCUGCACGCAGCCUGGCGCGAAGGCCUGGACUGGUGCAAUGCGGGCUGGCUCCGCGACGGUUCCGUGCAGUACCCGGUGAGCCAGCCCCGGGAGCCCUGCGGUGGGGCCACGAGUCCCGGAGCCAGUGGCAGCAUCUCCGGUGGCGUGCGCAACUACGGCUACCGCCAUAACGCCGAGGAGCGAUAUGAUGCCUUCUGUUUCACCUCCAAUCUCCCGGGGCGCGUGUUCUUCCUGAAGCCCUUGCGGCCCGUGCCCUUCAAGGAGGCGGCGCGGGCGUGUGCGGCUCGAGGCGCGGCCGUUGCCAAGGUGGGGCAGCUGUUCGCCGCCUGGAAGAUGCAGUUGCUGGACCGCUGCACGGCCGGCUGGCUGGCCGACGGGAGCGCGCGCUACCCUAUCGUGAACCCGCGUGCGCGCUGCGGGGGCCGCCGGCCUGGCGUGCGCAGCAUGGGCUUCCCAGAUGCAGCGCGCCGCCUCUUCGGCGUCUACUGUUACCGCGCGCCUGGCGCGCCAGACCCUGCGCCUGGCGGCUGGGGCUGGGGCUGGGCGGGCGGCGGCGGCUGGGCCGGAGGAGCUCGAGACCCUGCUGCCUGGACCCCGCUGCGCGUCUAGGUCCGGCAGGCGGGGCAACUGGGGCGCCUGGAGGCUGGCCAGCGUCUUGGAUCUCCAGGAAGCUACCCAUGCCACCUGCAGUUCUUGGAGACUCACUCUGCCCCCUGAAAGUCCCUGGUGACCGAAUAUGCCUCCUGAGGUCCCCUGGAGACUGACUGUACCCCUUGAAGUCCCCUAAACACUUGAUACCCCCCCCCCACAUCCCUAUUCCCGACUUUCUCCAGGAGAGAUGGGCCACGCCCCCCGAGGAAUCCUGGAGAGGAACAGGAGAGACCACUUCUCCUGAAGGCUGGCUCGGCCUCCUGAGAUCACCUGCAAACAGGCCGGCCCCACAGUCACCUGGAGGCUGGACCCCGGGACCAUCUGGGCACUGAACAAGGCAUUGCUCCCAUCUGGAGAGAAAAUGGAAACCUGAGGGUACCCAGGUAGCCACGCCCUCUGCCCGCCAGUGAGCUGGAUUGGGUCUCAUCUCCUCCAAGCUCCUGAAGACUCAGGAGGAACAGGCUGUGUCUCCAGGUUACCUCACCCGUUCCCAGGAGACUGCCCUGAUGAAGACAGAUUGUAAUGUCGGUCCCCAGCUGGCACUUGGGACCGCCAGCCACCCCUUUUCUUAGGUGUCUCCCUUGAGGGGGAACAAAUCUGCCCCACCUGGAAGCUGGCACCCCCUUUCCGGGCUGUCACCAAAGAGAUCACCUCCACCCUUGGGGCCACAGGACUCAUUAGGCCUGUUACUGUUGCUAUGGGGACCAGCCACCCCACUUCCCACUGUCACCAAGGAGACUAGCACAGCCUCUACCUGUCACCUUGAGAGACACUCCCCCCAUUGCUGCAUGGCUCACACCCAUGGAGAUAGUACCUCCUCCCCACUGUAACCAUGGAUACCACACCUAUCCCACCUCCCCCUUCCCUCCCUCUAGACCCAUAGCUGUACUUCCAGCUAUCCUUAACAGGCUCGGUGGCCUUACUCCCCUAGCUGCCCCCAGUGUGACCCAGAAUGUUGAUCCCUCAUUAUAACCAUGGAAACAGGGUGCCCUUCCCCCAAACUCAACUCCAGCACCUCACACCCCCCCCAAGUUCCUCCCCAGGUGACUUGGACCCACUCACUGUUGCCAUGACACCAAACUCUGAUGUGUGAGGUAACAAAGACCUGUUCCCCUAGGCUUUCCUGGGAGACAGGGCCCUGUCCCACCAAACUGGAAUCCUGAAGGCUGUCAACAUGUUCCUCAGGACAGUCGCCUGACUGCUCAGGAACUUCUCCACGGAGGGGCUAAGUGCCAGGGGUAUUUCCCACCUGCAGACUGACCCUCAAUCUAGGUAUCCCUCAGGUGUGCCCCAUCCCAGGCAGCUUCUGCAGACAGCACUGGGCCCAGGGGUUACUGGCCACCUUCUUUCUGCACGUUAACUACCUGCCAGACAGCAGCUGUGCAUGAGACACCCACCACUCUGUUCCUCACAACACCUGCCAGACGGGCAUCGCCAUGGUACAGCUGAAGCUAAACAGGCGAGUCCAGCUCCCCCCGCCCCCACUGAGUUAUGCAAGAAGAGCCCCUGUUCCCUCCCACUGAACUGAACUCCAUAUUCCUCUUUAGACUCCACAGGGGGGAUGGGAUCUCCCUGAACCUGAACUUCUGCUCCAGUUCCAGGAUCUAAAGGGUGAUCUGGACAAUGUGAGCAGGCCCCAGCUGCACUCUCCAUUCUGAGAACCACCUUUGGGGGAGACUUCCAGGGAGACCACCCAGCCCGAGGGGGACCCAGUUCUCUGGUCUCUCCAGGAGUCAUACUGGGAUCCUUCUGGGAAGCCAUCCUUUGUGUCACACCCAUCUCUGGGAAACCACCUGGCUUUGGGAACCAGGUGGACUUGGGUUCAAUUCCUCCUCUUGCUCACCGUGUGACCACGUGACAACGCCUCUCUGCGCCUCAUCUCUUCUGCACUGUGGCUCCAGUUUGAGGUCUUGUGAGCGCAAGGCAUACGGUGUGGGCUCAAUAAACCUUGGUUUCUUUGAUGAAUGAGAAAAGGGAGCCACCCUUUUAAUAAAUGCACGUUGGUGGACCAGA